AUGGUAAUUGGACAAAGGAGGACCCUUUACCAGAACUGGGUUUUGGGAUCAUGCUUUGCUUUGUUACAUGCAACUGAUGAAUACGGAGCUAGUACACACCUUCAUUUAUUAGUGAAGGAUGUGCAUAAUUUGCUAGAAGGUUUGUGCAUAGUUGUCACUUUUGAUAAACAUCAUGCAGCAAUAGGAGAAGUAGCUGGACUCCUUGCAGGAGUUUGUGGGCAAUUGGCCACUGAUUCUGCUCGAUUUUGCUUCAAAGUGAGUGAUAACUUGGCCAAACGAUUUUUUCUCCAAUCACUUGGCAAAAAAUGGAGGGAACAUAGGAUAAAGCUUUGGAAUGAUUUUUAUGAUCCGAGGUUGAGUAAAACCGAGAUCAUAAAUAAUGCACCAGAAGAUAUUGCUCCUGAUCAAUGGGCUUUAUUUGUAGAAUAUCGUUUGAAGCCUGAAACUCAGAAACUUUGUAAGAGGAAUCAAGAAAUUCGGCAAAAACAAAUAAUUCCUCAUACUUCAGGUGCUAAAUCAAUUGCAAGAAGAAGGGCUGAAUUGGAGAAGAUUGAAGCAUAUAGCAGCCAACAACCGAUGGAAUUAACUCUUAAUUCUCCUCUUGAUGCUCUUGGAGUAGUUUUUGGGAAAGAGCACCCUGGUCGUGUUCGAGGUUUAGGUAUGGGAGCUGUUCCAACAAUUGCUUUCAAGAACAACACUACAAGGAUUAGUCAAAUGAAUUUAGGUUCUUCAAAUGAUGUUGGAACAUCAUCUACUUGUGGUCCAAAUGUGCAAGAAGAGUUGGAUACCGUUAAAGCGCAAUUGCAAGCGCUAGUCUCCUAUAUUGCUUCUAAGGAAGGAGGUAAAAUUCCAAUACAAUUGGCUGGAAUGUUCCCUACUCAACAAGUUUCACAGGGAUUGGAUCAGGAGAGUGAGAUUCCAUCACCAAAAGAGUUAGGAAGUAGGUCUUCUGGAGCAAGCAACAAGAAAGCAUGACCUUGCUUGAUAUGUUAAGACAAUUAUAAGUCAGAAUUAGUCAAUGCUUGUUAAGGAUUAUUUUGAUACUUUGUUUUUUGGAUUAUGACAUUUCAAUUAUGACUUGGAUUAUGACUUUUGGAUCAUGUAUGAAUUAAAAAUCAUCUUAUGAUGUUUGAUUUAUGGCUA
Arachis ipaensis is the source of this 1143-nucleotide messenger RNA. The record is from RefSeq and is a predicted model, not a curated record. Lineage: Eukaryota; Viridiplantae; Streptophyta; Magnoliopsida; Fabales; Fabaceae.